AUGAGGAAGUUGACGGACAGCAAGCGGCGCCACAGUGGCUCCUCGAUGUGGAAAAAGGAUUCCGAAUCGGACGAUGACGAGAACACCAUUUGUAGCUGUGCGGCCAUCAAAAGAAGUGUGGUUUACUACCUGAAAAAUAGCACGCUCCAUGGAUUGAAGUACCUUGCGGAGGAGAGCAUCACCAUUCCAGAGAGGGUCUUUUUCGGCAUUUCCUUUGUGCUGGUGGUGAUCCUGUCCGUGUUUUUCAUAUCCAACGUUUACGUGAAGUGGAGCGCCUCGCCCAUAAUAAUUUCGACCAGUGCCAAGCAAAAGUUGACCAGUAACAUGCCCUUCCCGGCGAUCACGAUCUGUAAUCUCAACCAGGCGCUGCUCAGUCAAGUGAAUCGCAUCGGCCGCACCAGCACCAAUUUCUCCCUGCUGAUGGGUCUGUGCGACCAGGGCGGGGAUACCACCAUCUCCUACAUCGGCACCUGGAAGUACUUCAAGGCGAUCCUGGUGGAGGUGGCCCAGCCGUGCGAGAAGAUGCUGCUCUAUUGCAGUUUCGGUUCGCGGGAGGAGGAGUGCUCCCUGCUCUUCAACUCCAUUCUAACGGAUGACGGUCUGUGCUGUAAUUUCAAUGCCCUCGAUCCCUCGUACCUCAUCCGGAACUAUAGCGACGAUGUGAGGUGGGAGCCGGCUCAGCCGAAUUCCCGCUAUGAGCCCAUCGACUGGACGCCGGAGAAGGGUUACGCCCGCAAGUUACCCGAGUUCUACUAUCCGCGCACCUCGGGCGGCACGGGAAUCCGGAUGGGGCUCACCGUGGCGCUAAACGCCUCCAUAGCGGAGUACUACUGCACCAAGUCCAUGAGUGUGGGCUUUAAGGUCCUCGUUCACAAUCCCGCCGAACUGCCGAAGGUGAGCAAUUAUGGUUUCGUUGUGACCGCCGGACGAGAGGCCAGGAUACCGCUUGAGCCUGUCUACGAGGACGCCCUGCCCUCCAUACGAUCCAUCAAGAAAUCGGUGCGACGCUGCCUCUUCUCGGAUGAGAAUGACCUGACCUACUACCGGACGUACUCCCGCAAGAACUGCGAGCUGGAGUGCGAGGCCAAGCUGCUGCUCCGCGAGUGCAGCUGUGUGCUGUACUACCUGCCCCGGAUGGAUCCCAUGGCCAGGGUGUGUGGACCCAACGACAAUCAGUGCACGGAUCGGGUUCAGACGGAGAUCGAGUCCUCGCUGACGAACCUAUCCUGCGAAAGCUGCUGGCCGGGCUGUUUCGAGCUCACCUACAAGGCCACCCUGUCCACGGCAUCGAUCGUCUCGGAUCCGCGGUUCCAGGCCGGGGAGAAUCUGCCCGACUACAUCUUCCACGGACCGUAUAGCAAUGCCAGCGAGAUCUCCAUUCUGCACUUCUACUACAUGACCAAUAUAUUCCGCAGCACUACCAAGUCCGAGAUGUUUGGCUUUACCGAAUUUCUGUCUAAUACUGGCGGCCUUUUGGGUCUCUUCAUGGGCUUCAGCAUAUUUUCCGUGAUCGAAGUCUUUUUCUAUAUCACAGUCCGUCCCUACUGCGCCUCCCGGACUCUCCGGCAGCGCCACAAGCGUCGCCUGGAGCAGCUUCGUUGGCUGACUCCGGUCCGGUUGCCCGGCCGUAGGAUUCUCCGGCGCAAUCGUGGGGGUCUUCCCCGGAACCCGCCGCCGCCCGCCUACAGCGAUCUGCAGAAAAGCCGCGGAAAAGUGGGAAAACCGGACCCAAACAAGAGGAGUCUCUGGCAGACGCUGCAUGUUCGCACAGUGGACCGGGUGGAUGUGGAACCACCCGUCUAUCCCUACCUGGAUUAA
Messenger RNA from Drosophila rhopaloa, 1818 nucleotides. RefSeq names its product pickpocket protein 28 (gene ppk28). Gene Ontology annotation, biological process: sodium ion transmembrane transport. Gene Ontology annotation, molecular function: ligand-gated sodium channel activity. Lineage: Eukaryota; Metazoa; Arthropoda; Insecta; Diptera; Drosophilidae. Bases 1 to 1818 code for a protein of 605 amino acids. Gene Ontology annotation, cellular component: membrane. The transcript has 4 exons. The record is from RefSeq and is a predicted model, not a curated record.